CCCGUUCCUCACUCCUCCCUUCACAGUUCACACCUCACCUCCCGAUAAGAAGAAGAGAGAAGCUUCUGCCUCCUCUCCUCCUUCACUUCAGCUCCUCUCCUCCAAAAAUAUCUGCGAGCUCCGAUUCGAGUAACCCCCCCGCCGCAGAGGUCGCGGGCUGAUCGCGGGGAGUCGAGGAGAGGAGAGGCGCGCGGAGCUGCCACCGCCGCAGGAGGAGAGGGGAGCGGAGGAGAAGAGAAGCCGUAUCUAUCUACCCGCGCCGAAUCGAUGGACUCGGAGCACUGGAUCUCGCGCCUGGCCGCCGCGAAGCGGUUCUACGCGGCGCAGCUCGGCCACGGCGAUCGGGCGGGGAUGGAGGAGCUGGACAUGGACGGGGAGAUGAGGCCGGAGUUCGCGUGCCCCUACUGCUACGAGGAUCACGACGUCGCCUCCCUCUGCGCGCACCUCGAGGAGGAGCACCCGUUCGAACCCCAUGCAGCGCCUUGCCCUAUUUGCUCCGAUAUGGUUACAAAGGAUAUGGUUAACCAUAUUACUAUGCAACAUGGAUACUUAUUCAAGAAUCAUCGCCGGUUGCGCAGAUUCGUUAUCCCAGGCAGCCAAGCCCUUUCUUUGCUGAGCCGAGAUCUUCGAGAAGCCCACUUGCAGGUGCUUCUCGGAGGCGGGCGUAGGUCAAGCAACAAUAACAGCACCACAAACAUUUCAGCUGAUCCUCUUCUGUCAUCAUUUGGCCUUAGCUUCCCAACAUCAAAUGCAGAGGAAACUUCAAAAUCCACUAUUUCCAUUCCAGAUGCUGCUGCCAUGGUUAAAGAGACACCUGCUCAGGCGCGGAAGUUAAGGAUUGACUCAUCCCUCACAAGUGAAGAAAGGGAACAAAAGCGGAAGCAAGCCAGCGUCAGAGCAAUGUUUGUGCAAGACCUGCUGCUCUCUACUCUAUUUGAGGAUUAAUGACCCAAGAUGAGCCGAAGUUAUCACUAGAAGGGUUUUUCCUGGUGCAAAUCUGCAAAGGCUAGCGUGCUCCACCCCCCCCCCCACCCCCAAGUCGUUGAAUGUGAUAUCCUUGUUAGGACAGGCACGCUUCUGGGGUUCUAUCCUUCUAGCUAGGUGCAUAGUGAAUGUGGGCAUGAGGUGUCUUUAAAGUUAUCGUAGGUGGUCUUAUCUUCAGUUCCAUCACAACUCGCAAUCACCUUAUGUUACAAUGUAAGUUGCGGUUGAGUUCGUGCCGCUUCUAUGUCAGGUUUGUUGUACCAACAUAAUAAUCAUGUUAUGCAACAGCGGAUGGCUAUGCAGUUUAUAUACUGUGUGGAUGGCGAUAAA
This is a messenger RNA of Phragmites australis (common reed), 1314 nucleotides long. RefSeq names its product protein DEHYDRATION-INDUCED 19-like. The coding region runs from base 268 to 945 and encodes 225 amino acids. The record is from RefSeq and is a predicted model, not a curated record. The transcript has 5 exons. NCBI's taxonomy places the organism in Eukaryota, Viridiplantae, Streptophyta, Magnoliopsida, Poales, Poaceae.